This is a messenger RNA of Ceraceosorus bombacis, 1349 nucleotides long. The record is from the annotation of a GenBank genome assembly. Lineage: Eukaryota; Fungi; Basidiomycota; Exobasidiomycetes; Ceraceosorales; Ceraceosoraceae.
AUGGCUCCUGCUUCGCCACCUCGCGACCUCGAAGCGGGUCCGAGCGUUACACCGGACCAUGUGAGGAUCAUGCAAGAGAAUCGGCUAAAAGGUGAACUGAGCGGUGGCAAUGCGUCAGAGCUGAUGAUACUUUUCGCUGAUCUCUCGACUUGCUCCAUCCGCUUGCAGCCAAGGCGCGAUUACAAAGUCUAGCAGCAGCACAGAACCCAACCACGCUGAAUGAGAAUGGAAAGCGACCCCACGGUCCUCUAUCGCUCGAGUCUGGCAGAUCAUCCUACUCGGGUCCCACAGUAGGUCCCAAUGCCAAUCUCUCAUCUUCCAUCCCUUCCAACUCUCGCAAUGCCAAUCUGGGCUCGGAAGCUACCAAGGUGUCGCCCACCAAGCGGGGUCAACUGGCCCAAGCGGGUCAGCCUCGAGAUGAUUCGAAUGCACCCUUGCCAAGAGACAAGUCGCUGGGGAAUUACAUCGAGUACGAUUUGAGCAGAUUGCACAACUCCAAGGGUGGUUUCUUGGUAGAGGAAGGGGACGAGUAUUCCAAGACUGCUGAAGAGCUGGCAAGGGAGAAGGAGAGGGAACGGGAGAGGAUCAAGGCUGACAUGGAGCCCGGUGAGUCGCACCGAUGUGGAAGCAUCGAUGCGAGUGCAUACAUCCUCCCGCAUCCUCGUUGACGGGUCUGACAUGAGCACUUUUAAAAACUUUCUACCCCAUCGUGUUUCGCAGGAAUGAUGCUCGAUCCAUCUCGGCAAGAAGCUUGUCAGGAAUGCCAGUCGCUCGAGAUCGAUGAUCAGCUCAGACGGGUGUUCGGUGUUAGGGUAUGCAGGAGCUGCAGCAAGAGGUUGCCAGAAAAGUACAGCUUGUUAACAAAGACUGAAGUCAAAGAGGAUUACUUGCUUACGGAUGGUGCGUCUGCACCGAGUCACAAAGCUCAGGCGUCUCAUUGCUGCACUGACGUGAUUCGACCCUUUUCAUGUGACCGCCAACCUCUUUCUCUAGCGGAGCUGAAAGAUACGGAGCUGCUCCCGCACCUGCUCAAGAAGAAUCCGCACAAGGCAUCCUACAGUAACAUGAUGUUGUUUUUGCGCUUUCAGGUCGAAGCCUACGCAUUCAGCGCCGCCAAGUGGGGUUCUGAAGAAGGUCUGGACAACGAAUUUCAAAGAAGAGAAGACGAAAAGGCGCGCAAGAGGGGAAAGAAGUUUGCUCAGGGAUUGAAGGAACUCAGAAGGAGAACGAUGAACGAUACGUUUAGAAAGAGGCAGGAGACAGGGAAUCAUACGCACGAGUGGCAAGAUCUUGGCGAUGGUACGCAACAGUGCGAUUGUGGGGCUACGAUCGACGUCGAAGUCUUUUAA